AAAUCUAGAGAGAAUUUCCUCCAAAUUCAUUAUUCUUUCAUGGUAUCAGAGCCAAAACCCUAGAGUUUUUCAGCGACUACUGUUCACGAUAGCCCGGCAUGGCGUCCAUCGAUCGUUGCUCAGUUUCAGUCGUUUGUUGUUGUUGCCGGACAACGGAACGGUCGACUGUUGCUCUUGAACGGUCGAGCACGUCGACCGUCCCGUCGGCAGAUUAUGUGCUAGAUGCUGCUGUUGAUUCUUCCGCCACCGCCGUACGCCACUCUGUUACCGCCAUGGCCGAUGAACAACCAAGGAAGAUGUUUUUCUCUCUAUCAUUGUCUGUUUCUAGUAUGAAGCUGUCAGGUGCAUCUCUUGAUACAGGAACUACAAAUGAGGUUAGCUCUUAUGAUGAAGAUGAAGAACUGCGGACGGAAGAACGGAUGGACCGUUCCAGGAGGGACGGUCGACCGGAGAAAAGCGGCAGAGCAGAUCAACUACAGACGGUCGACCUGAUGGACCGUUCCGAUGUCCACGGUCGACCGUCCGAGAGGCAGAAUGACAGAUUCCUGAGAGAUGACCGAACGGUCGACCUGGUGGACCGUCCUGAUAUCCACGGCCGACCGUCCGAGAGGCAGAAUGACGGUUCUUUGGGAGAUGAUCAAACGGUCGACCGUGAUGAGGAAGACGGUCGACCGUCUCCGAGGCAAAAAGUUAGCGAUCCGGAACAGCUUCAGACGGUCGACCCCGUGGACCGUUCCACGGACGGGGGUCGACCGUCCCCUUCCCAGCCAGCGGUGGAGAACUUGGGACGUGGUCAGUGUGAGAAACGUCCAAAUGUACGCCUUGCCGAUUAUGUUACCCAUGUGGUUGGACCAUAUGUCGGGGAGAAAUGCAAAUAUCCUCUCUCGUCGUAUGUCACAUAUGAGAAGUUUUCUCAGAAACAUAAAUGUUUUCUCACAGCUCUUGAUGCAGAAGUGGAGCCCAAGGGUUACAAGCAAGCAUUCUAGGAUGAGCGAUGGAGGAAGGC
This is a messenger RNA of Cuscuta campestris, 1006 nucleotides long. The record is from the annotation of a GenBank genome assembly. NCBI's taxonomy places the organism in Eukaryota, Viridiplantae, Streptophyta, Magnoliopsida, Solanales, Convolvulaceae.